CCGCCAUUGCUUGCGUCUUGCUUCAUUUCGUCGUUGGAUUUGAUUGGAGGGAAGUUGUAGAGGGUGGCGCAUGCGCGUUCUGCCGACGCCAUCUCUGUAACUACUUGUCCUAAUAUUACUGUUCGUAAAGGGAUAUGAAUCUUAUUUUGUAGUUUUGUGUGAAUAAGUCAUGGGAUUACUUUGUCGUUUGAAAAGUGAAGUGUGUGUUUUAAAGUGAGAUCAUUGAUGUUGUGCAAAGCCUGUUGAUAUUUUGCGGAAGUUUCUUGGCCUACAGCAUCGCAUAUUUUUUGUGGCUAUAUCUGCCGCGGCCGCUUUAUAGUUAUUUGAUGGACUUUUGACGUCGAAGCAUAGUGUUAUUGUACCUGAGCUUGGGUCGCAUAAGACGUAUCCGAGAUGAACUCUGCCUUGAAGCCGGUGCUGCCUCAGCCAGGACCACAACCAGGGGGUCAGGCGAGUCCGGCCAAAGCUAACAUAGCUAACAUCAAUCACGCCGUGGGUCUCCCGCAGGGUGCUCAAAAUUCUCUUCACCAUGGUACUAACAACCUGGUCGGCCAAAACUUGACGCAUCACGUUCCUGCGCCUCAGGUAGCGCCUCACGCAGUGCCAUCCAUGGCUCCAAUUUCAGCCAACAUGGCACAAAUGGCGCAAAACAUGAGUCACCAUGGCAACCUUUCUCAUGUUACACAGAAUUCAGUCACACCCACCAACGUCGCCGCAAGCCCAAGCAAGAGCGCCAGUACCAGUGCACCACUCAGCUUAGUCAGCCAGGAUAAAGCUAACAGUUCACAGCCCCUCGCGCUUACAAGGACCCCCGAAAAGAAAGAACCUGAUUCUAGUAGCCAAGCCAAUGGUACAAUAGAUUCACCAAAAUCGGCAUCUAAUGCUCCUGCAACUCUGAAACCCCAGAAUCCAGAACCUAAUAAGGAGAAGCAAGAUAUCGCCAAGACAUCACCAAGCACUCCAAAGCCUCCUGAAAAGCCUAGCAGUGCUCCAGAAACUCCUCAAAAACCUGAGGCAGCCAAUCCUCCAGAAUCUCCAGACAGUCAAGCUCAACCUAAAGUUGCUACUGCAAAUGAACCAACUGAGAAGUCUAUUAAGCCAGCAGAGCCAAAACCUACUCCAACUGCAGAUGUAGCACCUACACAGAGUGAUAGUAAACCAUUGCCAGAAUCUGCUAACAAUAGUCAAUUACAGGAAGAUGCCUCAACACCUGCGAAAGAGGAAGCUCCAGCAGCAGAAAGUGCUAAAACUGAGAGCCCCAUAAAAGUUGAGGAGAAGAAAGAAGUUAAAGAAGAGAAGGCACAAGUGAUACAAGAAAAGAAAGAGGAACCACAAAUUGCUAAGAAAGAAGAAUUGGUUGAAAAGCAGCAGAAAGUUGAAGAAAAGGUUGAGGAAAAGAAGUCUGAUGUGAAAACUACUAAAGCUGAAGUGAAGGCUUCUCCAAAACCAACAAUGAAAUUAGCAACAGUGACCCCACCGAUGAGAAAGAGAAGGCGUACAUCUCUCAGCAAGAGUACAGAAGGGCUCAAUUCUGCUAAGAAACCUGCAGAAGGCGAAUCUACACCUGACAUGAGAACAAAGAGGAACAGAACUCAGGUGCAACUUUACCAGUCUCCGACACCAGAAAUAACGAUGGCUACUAAACUUAGCGCUUCUGCAGGUCGGUCCACCCCUACCAAGCCAAAUGAUGACAAGCUUAUUGUUUUCUACAAGAAUGAGUAUUUGGCAGUACGGAACGCUGAGGGUGGAUUUUACGUGUGCCAAGCGGUUCAAAACGUUUACCGCAACACACGUAAGAUUAAAAUUCGUUGGCUCUCACAAGAUAAAGCAGACCCUUCAGGAGAGACCUACAAGCCGGAUUUCUAUGAUGUCACUGAUAUGGAAUGUGUGCUGACAACUCUAUCGCUGCAACGUGCAUCUGGCGGUGCUCAAGUACUGAAGCCAGCGGAACAAGCUCGAGCCAAGUCCAUACUGGACCGAGCGCUGGAAGCGGAACAGAGUGGUGGCAAGAUCGAGCUCACCGAGGAACAUCCAGAUGGACUGGACCUCUCGCUGUACACAGACGAGUCACAAUUAGAGAAGAAGUCGCGCAAACGUAACAGCUCUAAGUCAUCGCCGCGCGGCAAAUCGGACAACGCUACCGAGACUGCGGUGAGUAAAAUCGUUCAUUAUACAAUGAUAAGAGACAUCAUUGGGUUUUCAUUUAUUCAGUUUUGGGUGCAAUAAAAAUUAAAUUAUUGUUAAAUUAUGCUUUUAAAGUAUGGUAACUGAACACUGUGAUCUGACCGUUAUUUAGCGGAGUGGUUCGCACGCCGGUUUCAACGUGUCUCUCUGAGGUCCCGGGUAAGAUUCCCGGUCGGGUCAAUGUAGAAAAUGAACUUUUCUAUAUUGACUCGGGUCUGGGUGUUGUGGUACCUUCGUUGUCUCAGAUACUCCAUAUUUUUAUAUUUCCAACAAUUAUACAUAAAUUAUAACAACUUUAUAUCGUUAUUCAUUAGAUUAUAUCAUUAAACAGAUUUUUUAAUGUUUAUUUGUAUAUUUUCUGAGAUAGAAUAAGAAUCUUAAUAUAUCAUUUGUUAUAUCUGCCCGAUUUCAAUACCAUUUUCUUGAAUAAUUUAAUGUUAUUAAAGACAGUAUACUUACUUUAUUAUAUACUUUAUUUUAGUCUACUGUCUGUUUUUAAAUAAUAAGUAAAUAUAAAAAAAAAACUUCACAGAAAGAAGAAGCUACACCCGCGAAAAAAUCGCGGACUACGCCAAAGCGCAGUCCAAAGAGCGAUCGCAAAACAAAACCGUCGCCGCAGAAACAACAAACAAACAAUAAACGAAAACCGGCAGGUAGUACGCCCACUGUGGCGGCCACAAGCAAGGUAGGCAUAGUACAACGGAUAUAUAGAAAUGUACGUAUCCGCAAUCAUCGCCAUUUACAUUCAUGACCAAGUGUGAGUAAGGUGUGUGUGUACGUGUGGUUGUUAUGUGCUGUG
Diatraea saccharalis (sugarcane borer) is the source of this 2983-nucleotide messenger RNA. NCBI's taxonomy places the organism in Eukaryota, Metazoa, Arthropoda, Insecta, Lepidoptera, Crambidae. The record is from the annotation of a GenBank genome assembly.